UUUAUUUAAAAUAAUAAUAAAUUAAAAGAUGCAUGAACUCGAUUCAGUAAUGCGACAUAUAAAAAGAUGUCAUCACAACCGAUUCAAUAUCGUGCGUGAAAUAAAUCAAUGGGUCGGAAGAAGCCGAGUGCUCGUGGUGGAGAUGAUGAUGAUGAUGAGCAGCAACCUGCUGCGUCAUCUGUCGUUGGUGCUACUAAAUCUAAGAAGAAGUUUGCUCAAAUUGAUGAGGAUCAUGAGUACUCAAUAAAUACUGAAGAAGAGAAAGUUGUUAUCGCUGCGAAGAAGAACAAGGGUAAAAAAGGCUUUGCGGUUUUAGCUUUUGAUAUCCUUGGUGGUGAUGAUAGCGAAGAAGUUGAUGGAGAUGAGGAAGAAGGCUCUCCCGGUGAAAUCACGUUUUCGGGUAAGAAGAAAUCUUCUAAACAGAAGGGCAGCAGUGUCUUGGCCUCAUUAGGCGAUGACUCAGUUGCAGACGAAAGUGGUCUAGCUAAAACUCCUGUUGUAGAAAGUGGAAAGAAAAAGAAAAAGAAGAAGAAAAAGAGUGGAAGGACAGUAGAGGAAGAGGAUGAUUUGGACAAACUUCUUGCAGAACUUGGAGAAACCCCUGCUGCUUCAUCCACCACUGGAGAAGAGAAAGUUCAAGCUCAGCCUGCGCCAGUUGCACCGGUAGAGAAUGCUGGUGAGAAGGAAGGAAAAGAAGAGACUGUUGAGAGUGCUGCAGCGAAGAAAAAGAAAAAGAAGAAGGAGAAAGAGAAGGAAAAAAAAGCAGCAACCUCUUAUGUAGAGGCUAAGGAGGAAAAACAAGAAGAAUCAGUAACUGAGGCACAACAGCCGAAGAAGAAGGAUUCAAAGGGUCAAGCAGCAGAGAAGAAAAUUCCCAAACAUGUUAGAGAGAUGCAAGAGGCUCUUGCACGGCGGCAAGAAGCCGAAGAGCGAAAAAAGAAGGAAGAAGAAGAAAAAUUAAGAAAGGAGGAAGAGGAGCGCCGCAGGCAGGAAGAGCUUGAGGCUCAAGCUGAGGAGGCUAAGCGUAAGAGAAAGGAAAAGGAAAAGGAGAAACUCUUGAGGAAGAAGCAAGAGGGCAAGCUUCUAACUGCAAAACAAAAGACUGAAGCUCAGAAGAGGGAGGCUUUUAAGAAUCAGAUCCUGGCUGCUGGUGGAGGUCUUCCUGUUGCAGAUAAUGAUGGUGAGGCUACUUCUUCAAAGCGUCCCAUUUAUGUCAACAAGAAAAAAUCAUCUCGCCAGAAAGGCAAUGACACUUCUAUUCAGGUGGAAGAUGAGGUAGAGCCAAAAGAGAAUCAUGCAGGUGAACCAGUUCCUUUAGGUGAAGUGGGUUCAGCAGACACUGAAAAGGUUGAUUUAAUAGAGUCAGCAAACACAGAUGAGAAAUCACAACCUGCUGAUGUAGCUCAGGAGAAUGAGAAUGGGGUUGAGGAAGAUGAUGAAGAAGAUGAGUGGGAUGCAAAAAGCUGGGAUACUGUUGAUCUUAACCUUAAAGGUGAUUUUGAUGAUGAAGAUGAAGAAGCUCAGCCUGUGGUUAAGAAAGAAUUAAAGGAUGCUGUAUCAAAGACACACGAUUCAGACCCUGAAGCUGAAAAACCAGCAGGUAUGAGCAACCCAACAACAGCUGCUGUAAAAGCUGUGCAUGAAGUGGAAGAUGCUAAGCAGACAAAACGUGCUAAGAAGGGUAAAGGUUUAGCUUCGAGUGAAGUUAUAGAAGAAGGUGGAGAAAAUCUCCGUUCUAUUAUUUGCUGUAUCAUGGGUCAUGUCGAUGCUGGU
Molecule: messenger RNA, 1773 nt
Organism: Camelina sativa (false flax)
Lineage: Eukaryota; Viridiplantae; Streptophyta; Magnoliopsida; Brassicales; Brassicaceae
Source: RefSeq, a predicted model, not a curated record